UGGAUCCUUCUUUUCUUUUCCACUCACGUAUCUGCCCUUCUUUUUUUUUUUUCCGCCAACUCCCCCUUUGCUACAUGAGCAAACCUUCCUUACGAAAUGCUGCACGUAAACAGAAUAACUAUGUAGAGUACUGCUCAUAUUGUAACGGUCUCGGUGAUUUUGACACGAACGAUGAAUUCAACGAACUCCUGACUUGCACCGAUUGCAAACGCAAAUGUUAGUGGAUGAACAAUGCCAUUUAAUUUUUCACAAAACUGAUCUUCGAUAUUUUCCGCACUGUGAUUUAGUCCAUCCCGUUUGCUCACAAUUGCCAGAGGCUGCUACUAAGCUUGCACGAACAUACAACUGGCAAUGCAACGAAUGCAAGAGCUGCCUUGUCUGUGAGCAUAAGACAAAUGAGGACGAACUGGUUUUUUGCUCAUCGUGUGACCGUGGUUGCCACACUUUUUGCGUCCAGCCACCCCUUCCAGCCAUACCAAAAGAUGACUGGUUUUGUGAGUUCUGUGCAGGCGCAUUUUUAACACCCCUAUCUAUGCGAUCCCCAUCCCCGACCAACGCAACAGCAAGUUCCAACGAUAUCGACUCUGCUAUCAGCAUGGAUGAACAUCCAACUAGCAAACUACCUUUAUCAGAAGAAAAAUCACAUCGUCAAAGAAGAGUUUCUAAAAAGCGAACGUUUCUCGGAGAUGAAGAAGAACAAGUAAUUCCACCCCCCAGGAAGAAAGCGCAAACUACCCUUAAGAUACGAGUCGCCAUACAGCAACCGACUGUAUCCAAUGAUAAGGAAACGGAGUCAAACGAAGAGCGUGUGGCAAAGGAGCAGGAGGCUCGAGAAUAUAAUGCAACCUUUGGACAUAAGCUGACAUUGGCACAGGCAGAUUCGCAACGUGGACGACCGCAAGAGGCAGAUAGAUGCAAGUUCGAAAAGUGCAGAAAAUCAGAGGUAAAAUAGCUUUGAUAAAUGUACAAUUCAUGCCGAUGGGGUCCACUG
Messenger RNA from Umbelopsis ramanniana AG, 991 nucleotides. RefSeq lists its product as uncharacterized. Lineage: Eukaryota; Fungi; Mucoromycota; Umbelopsidomycetes; Umbelopsidales; Umbelopsidaceae. The record is from RefSeq and is a predicted model, not a curated record. The coding region runs from base 215 to 952 and encodes 245 amino acids. The transcript has 4 exons.